Messenger RNA from Lodderomyces pseudojiufengensis, 1479 nucleotides. RefSeq names its product cleavage polyadenylation factor subunit. Gene Ontology annotation, cellular component: nucleus; mRNA cleavage factor complex. The transcript has a single exon. Lineage: Eukaryota; Fungi; Ascomycota; Pichiomycetes; Serinales; Debaryomycetaceae. The coding region runs from base 1 to 1479 and encodes 492 amino acids. The record is from RefSeq and is a predicted model, not a curated record. Gene Ontology annotation, molecular function: polynucleotide 5'-hydroxyl-kinase activity. Gene Ontology annotation, biological process: tRNA splicing, via endonucleolytic cleavage and ligation.
AUGUCAAUACCUGGGUUUGGCGGGUCCGAUUCAUUCAAUGAAGAUAAUAUCAACAUCAAAACUAUAACUAUACCAUCAUUAUAUGAAUGGAGAAUAGAAAUACCUUUCAGUAAAAUAUUAAAAUUUAAAAUAAUUGAAGGAAUAUGUGAAAUAAAUGGAACAGAAUUACCAAAUAAUAUAGAAAUUAAAUUAACAGGUACUAAAACAUGUAUAUAUUCACCUAAAAUUGAAUCAAAAUUAGAAUAUCUACUAGUAAAUAAUAAUGAUACAUCAAUAAUGAUAUCAAAUGAUGAUGAAGAUAAUGAAUUUACUGAGUAUUUAAGUAAAGAAAAUAAUAUGGAAUCAAUAAUAAAUUUACAUUCAUAUUUAGAAUCUAAAAGACAAUUAUGUCAAGAUCAUAAUAUAUCAAAUGAAGAACAAAUUUGGGGUCCAAGAGUAUUAGUUAUUGGAUCAAAACAAUCAGGUAAAACAACAUUAAUUAAAAAUUUAAUAAAUUAUUCGGUAAAAAUGAAUCAAUGUCCUAUAUUAGUUAAUUUAAAUCCUCAAGAUGGUGUAUUUGCAUUACCUGGUUCAAUAUCAGCAACUCCAAUAAAUGAUUUUUUAGAUGUUGAAAGUUAUAAUGGUUAUGGAUUAACAACAACAACAACUGGAAGUACUUUACAAACUCCAAAACAACCAAUUGUAAAAAAUUAUGGAUUUACAAAUAUUUAUGAUAAUUUAGAUUUAUAUAAAUAUCAAAUUUCUCAAUUAGGUAUAACUGUAUUAUCAAGAUUAGAAAAUGAUUUAAAAGUUAAAAAUUCUGGAAUAAUAGUUGAUACACCACCAUUAAGUAUAAAAGAUUUUGCAGUUAUUGAAAAUAUAAUUAGUGAUUUUAGAAUUGAUUUGGUGGUGGUUAUAGAAAAUGAAAAAUUAUUAAUAAAUUUAACCAAAAAAUUAAAACAUAAAAUAAAUAAUGGUUUACAAAUAGUCAAAAUUAAAAAAAAUCAAGGAGUUGUUGAAUUAAAUGAUAAAUUUAUAAGAAUGACUCAAGAAUUAGCAAUAAAAGAAUAUUUUAAUGGUAAUUCAAAAACAAGGUUAUCACCAUUUAAAACUGAUAUUGAUGCAAAUGGUUUAAAAAUUUUUAAAGGAAUAUUAACAAAAGAUUUAAUUAAUUCAUUAUCAUUUUUACCAGCCGGGGAUGAUUUUGAAAAAGAUUCAACAAAAAAGGAAAAUGAAUUAGAAAAGUAUUAUAAAUUAAUUGAAAAUCCAAGUUCUUCAAAUUUAGAUAAUUCUAUAAUUACAAUAACUCAGUUAGAACAAUCACCACAACAACAACAGCUGGGCGAGUUAGGUAAAGAGCUAUUAAAUGCUUCUGUUUUAGGUUAUAUACAUGUUUCAAAAUUUGAUGAUGAUAAAAAAAAAUUAAAAGUUUUAUUACCUUUUCCUGGUAUAUUUCCAAGAAAUAUUUUAAUUUCAACAAGUAUAGGAUAUAAUGAGUAA